AAGGAGUGGCAGAGACAGUCUGAUUUAAAAGGGAGGUAGUUCUCCGGAUGGAGGAAGACUAAACUAACAACAGCAGUGCAAACGUCUGCUCCAAGGACUUGAAGUUAGGAUUUUUUUGGGGGGUUUUCUGUUCUAGUACUGAUUGUAUAUAAUGCUGACUGCAUGAGGCUUCUAUAAACCCCCCAAAGAGGCUUGACAUUGAGUAUUUUUAAGACAGCUGGACCUCUGGAAUCCGUCUCUUUGCUGCUUGUCGUCAUCAUCAUCCAGACAUGGGGUUGUGGAUUAUUUUCCCCAUCUGUCUUUCCCUGGUGUCCUUCAUUGGAACGUGGAGUGUAUACGGGCUAGCCUUCUCCAACAAUCAUGUGUGCGCCCUCACUGACUGGGGUAACGGCAACUACUGCAGGGCUAAUCAUACUGAUGCUGGAUGCUGCUGGGUUCCUACAAUAAGCUCAAGUGGAACAUAUCCGCCAGAAAAUUCACUUUUUACAGCCACAAUCAACGCCGGAUCCUUCAUGUUUUUCCUGUUCUGCAUAUUCCACCAUGCCCAUAUAAUGGAGAGGCACUCAAGUCAGUCCAUGCUGAGUAAAUUUGCACUGGUCUUUGGUGUGAUUGCAGCCAUGGGGGCAUUCGCAGCCGGAAACUGCAACCCGUUUCACGUGUCACUCCUCCACUACCUCGGGGCUGCCAUCAGUUUCAUGUGCGCGUGCUUCUACACGGCCAUUCUCACCGUGCUGACAGGGAAGUGCGCCCUAUCUGGAUAUGAAAAGGUUCUCUACCCACUGCGAAUCAUCUCCACUGUGAUUCAAGUAAUUGUGACCGUCAUCUAUACUGUCUUGUUCGCUCAGAGCGAGUACUUCUACAUCCAUCUGUCUGCUGUCUUUGAGUGGAUGCUGAGUAUGAACCUGGAGCUGUUUGAGCUCAGCUACGCCGUGGAAUUUUUCUUCUUCUCGUCCUAUAUGCUCUCGAAUCUGUUGAACAAACAAGAUGAGGUAAAGCCUUUGAUUAUGACGAUGUCGUGAUAUAAGGCUGCCAGGAUCCAGCUGAACAAUGCAGAAAGUGAGGAUGCUGCAAGAAGGACAUCUGUUACUACAGUGGCUGGAUCGUGGCUGAAGGACCAAUAGUGUUUUGUUUUUUCCUUUUCUUGGAUGGAUUGGAUUGGAUGGUCUUCUUUACUAAUUUUUUUCCAUAUUUAUUGAACCAAACGAACAAUCAUACCAGCUGGAUUGUAUCUCACGCAGAUGCCCCAUCUACAGAACAGCUUAUUUUUGUUGUGCAAUCAUUUUUGUAAUGAAAAAUUUGUAAAAAAACAAAAACAAAAACAAAAAAAAACAAAAUAAAAGAACCCCCUCACAGAUCAAGUUUUGUGUUAGGUAACAGCUCUUCCAUAACCCUUUGGGAUGUAUUACUUUCACACAAGGAAGUCAUGCCACCGUGCUGAUAAACAUAUCUGCGUUUGGAGCUAAAAGGGUGGAGGACUUUUAUUUACACCCUUUUAAACAAUAAAAGUCUCCAUGACGCUAUAAGAUCCUGUUUGACUGGAUGAUUAACUUGAACGACAGUAAAAAAUAAUAAGCGUCAUCAGCCGCAGCUGGUCUAGCGAUAGACCAAUGGACAUUACAAGCAAUCUUGGCUACAUACACUUAAGGUGAUGUUGUCAGUACCCUUUCCAUUCCAGAGAUUUUCACUGUGGUCUGUUCGAUGUAUUUCAGUGUCUGUGUGCUUUAGAGGAAAAGCCGGAGUAGUGAUUUAUAAAUUGUAAAGUUAAAAAGGAAAGAAUAGUUUCAUGCCUCUAUGUGUCCCACGUUAAUACAGUAUUUUGAACCAGUUUGUUUGCUUCACAUUUAUUGUUUUAUUCUACUCUUGAUCAGUUGCCAGCACAUAGUUGGAAAAUGUUGACCCAGACACUGAUGAGCAUCGAAACAUUUACAGGUGUAUAGUUGAAUCGUCACUUUUCAAAGUUUAUAAAGUAGCUAAAAGGUAUUUUGAAAAUUUUCUGACCAGACAUGUUAACAAUGCUGAGAGGUAUUCUGACAUUUUUCUAUUCAGAUUAAAAAUAAAAAACUUAAAAAUGUGCAUUUUUCUAAACUUUCAUUAGAAUGUAAAAGUUAAAUAUACUUCCAUCUCUUUUGAAAAGCUGAAAUGUGUUUUUAUGGCUUCAUGCACUUUUUCCCCCCCGUCUUCCAGAUUCUGUCAUUUUAGCUGCUCUUCAGUUUGGGUGUAUCUGUAGAUUCUGCUCGCAAAAAAGAAAGCCAACAACUUGAAUCCAGCUGUGACGAAAACACAGCAUCACUUCAUACAUUUCUCCUCUGUGUGGAACUGAAAAAUAACUUCCUCAGAAUAUACUGCUGCUACAUUUUUUUUGUGGUAGUUUCCAUCAUUUUCAACAAAUCUGCAAAGCUUGUGAGUUUUUGGUCACUUUUAACUUUUCCUCAUGAGUAUGACAUUAGCCCGAGCUGCUUCUCACUAUAGCACUUACUAAAAAGUCAGAUUUUUGUUCCCAGGAGUUGGUAAAUACCACAAAUGGUAGUCAAAACGGAAUUUUAAAAAUCAGCUUAGUGUUUAAGAAAGCAAGUUUGCCAACUUUAAAAACCUCAAAACAAAACAACACGCUUCUGGUUUUAAUGCAAAGCACUUAAACUUUACUUGAAAGAAGGUAAUAUACAUCCUGGAAUUACAGAUAAUAAAGAUACAUUAUGAGCAAAAUCAUUUCACAAUGAAUAUCAUCUUUCUUUUGCAACAACCAAGAGAGGAGUGCGACAUUAUCUACAGUUUUUGUUAGGAAGAAAACAGUGAAAAGCACACCUAAUUCUGUCGGCAUCUUUACUGUAUGGUACACUGUAAAAAAUGUCAUCUAUAUGCAGUAGUCCACAUUAUUAACCUUAAUAACAAAAAAGAAAAAAAAAAAAGAACAAUUUGAAAAAACACGAGCUUCAUGGUUGUCUUUCAACUAAGUAACUGCAAUGCAUACA
This is a messenger RNA of Haplochromis burtoni (Burton's mouthbrooder), 2969 nucleotides long. RefSeq lists its product as uncharacterized. Lineage: Eukaryota; Metazoa; Chordata; Actinopteri; Cichliformes; Cichlidae. Gene Ontology annotation, biological process: protein localization to plasma membrane. The record is from RefSeq and is a predicted model, not a curated record. The transcript is spliced from 7 exons. The coding region runs from base 270 to 1019 and encodes 249 amino acids.